Molecule: messenger RNA, 2110 nt
Organism: Linum trigynum
Lineage: Eukaryota; Viridiplantae; Streptophyta; Magnoliopsida; Malpighiales; Linaceae
Source: the annotation of a GenBank genome assembly
UUCGAAUUUACAGACUACGCUGCUCAGUGGUGGGGAAGAAUUCGUCUCCGACGAUGGCAGAACUUGCAGCAAGAGGUGACGGACUGGGAAGAGCUACAUGGAUUAAUGCGCGAUCGAUUCAUGCCGGCGUACUAUUAGAGGGAGCUCCACGAAUCGUUGCAAGCGAUUCGACAAGAAGGACGGAGCGUGGAGGAGUACUUUCGUGAAUUGGAGCUUCUCCUAAUGAGAGCUGAUGUGCGAGAAGACAGGGAGGCGACAAUCGCUUGAUUUCUCCAUGGAUUGCAUCAAGAAAUCAUGCAAGAAGUCGACUUGAGGUCCUUUGUAGACCUAGAAGAAGCCUUGCACCUUGCCAUCAAGAUCGAGAAACAGCAAAAGGGGGUGACUAGCAGGAAGUUUGCUCCGGCGAACAAACAAAGAGUCAAGGUGGUGGGUGAAUCCAAUUUGACUCAAACACGGCCUGAACUAACCAAACGUGUUACCAGGAGCUCAAACCCAGCUCCAAUCGAGCGUUCUGGAGGGAUCCAGUGCUUCAAGUGUCACGGCAAGGGCCAUAAGGCUAACCAGUAUCCCAAUGUAAAGACCCUGAUACUCCGAGAUGGUGCUUACCUCACUGACGAAGAACAAUCCAGCUCCAGUGACAAGGAGAAUGACAAGGAAGAGAUCGAGAUGGAAGAUGCCCCACCUGGAAAGCUUCUAGGAGUUAGUAGGAGGGCCCUUACUCUUGAGCAGGACCAAGACAGAGCCAGCGGGAGAAUUUGUUUCGCUCUCGCCGUAUUGUGAAAGGUAAAAUCCUCUCGUUGAUAGUUGAUGGAGGGAGUUGUGAAAACGUCAUUAGUCAAGACACGGUGGAUAAGCUCGGAUUGAGCACAACAAAGCACACUGAACCCUACAUUUUGCACUGGUUAAACGACUAUGGGGCAAUUCGGGUGACAAAGCAGGCCAAAGAACACUUCGAAAUCGGAGGAUAUAAAGACGAGCUUGAAUUUGAUGUGGCUCCGAUGCAGGCAGCUCACAUACUGUUAGGGAGACCUUGGCAGUUCGAUCGGAGAGUCUGCCAUUACGGCGGCACAAACCAGUAUAAGGUCCGGCAUCCAGGGAAGCAAUAUAUGCUCCAGCCACUAUCGCUAGAGGAGGUGAUGUAAGACCGGAGACAAAUGGAGGCCAGUCGGCGACAUUCGAAGGUCAUACCCAGUGGGGAAGGUUUUGAGGAUCCUCGUGGACUGAUGCUUAGUAGGUAUAAGAAGGUGAGGAAGGUUCGACGUCGACGACCCUGUAAACCGCCGCUGGAGCAGGGCAUGAGAGAGGGUGAGUUAGCCGAAACAACUGGUGAAGGUUCGAACCUAUCUGCGACUGCAGACACGAUGCAAGACACCUCAGAAGGCUCGUCCGCACCCUCGACUGAAGUGGUUAUUCCUCCAGUGCUGGAUCCAAGUUGAUCUAAAAAUGCUCUGAAAAUGGCGAAACAUGACAAAAAAUCGAGCCUAUUGGUUGGGACGACUGGGAGUGAUUCGACAGAAAUGGCUGGUGUAGGAUUGUUGGGUAUGAUCCCAGGAAGCUACAAACACGAGCUGAUUUGCCCGAAGAUGCCUAAAAUAAAAACACCCAAAUCAAAUUUGGCCAUUUUGGGUUCUGGAAAUUCGAAGUUCGUCGAUGGCGGGAAACUUCAAAUCAUCGAUUCGAUGGCCACCGUGAUGAAUCGGGAUGGGUGGCUGGGUCAGAAACUUAAUUGGGACCAUGAUAGAGAUCAUGGGUACACUAAAUUAGACUGGGCAUGCGUGAAUCAAAAAGCCCCAAUUUCGAGCACGAAGAACAUUACUUCGAUUUCCCAGAAGUGCCAGUUUGGGACCCUCUUUGUCGAUCCAAUUUGGGAUCGAUUUUGUUAUACAUUUGAGGAAAGGAGGGCCAAAGUUUUGUGGGAAACUUUUUCAAGAGGGGGGGGGCUUGAUAUGAUCACAAUAGGAUCAAUCAUGAGGUUUCAAUUGCUUGUCCGAGAAGGAAACUCAACCAUGGAAAAGAACCCUGAAAAUUGUAUAAGUCAUUUGGCCAAUUCAAGAUGCCAGGUUUGCACGUCUGAAUCUUCUUGUUGGAUUAAUGAAAAUGCAAGAUUAAG